Messenger RNA from Camelina sativa (false flax), 1548 nucleotides. The record is from RefSeq and is a predicted model, not a curated record. Lineage: Eukaryota; Viridiplantae; Streptophyta; Magnoliopsida; Brassicales; Brassicaceae.
CACUGCAAUUGCAAACACGAUUUUGUCAUCACCGCAGGUAAACGUUUCUGAUUCAGGGCUCAACAUAUCAUUGGAACAUCAGAAAGAUAAUUUAAUUUUGAGGAAGGGGGAAUCAACGUUGAUGAUAAGCUAUGGAGAUGGUUUGAUCAAGCCAGCCGAAAUACCUAUUUUCAAUGGAUUUUAUCCGUGUAUUUGGAUUUCAAAGGUUGAAAGAUUCUUUCGUUUUUCUCAAAAUAAUGACGUGGAGAAGAUACGUUUGGUGUCGUCGCACUUGGAAGGAGAUGCUUUGAGUUGGUUUAAGCAUGUAUCUUUCACAAAUUGGAAAGAUUUCAAGUCACAAUUGUAUGUUCGGUUUGGAAACAUCAAUCCUCGAGGCCCUCCGAUACAAACUUCUGCUUAUGAAGUGGUUUUGGUAAAAUAUUCAAUGCAAGAGUCAAAUUCAGCUAAGAAAGAGAAUAACUUCCCUGAAGAGAAACCUUUGACUGAGAAAGAGGAAUCUGUUUGUGUGAAGAAAUUGUCUCAUCAACAAGCUUCAGACUUGGAAGUAGCUGGCAAAAGAUUUCGGGAAAACAUUAAGAUGGCUUCGGUAAAAGAAAAAGAACGACUGAAAUCAGAGAAGAAGAGGAGAUUUUUGAAAGCUUGGAGGUUUAAAUUCAAAGAUAACAAGUCAGAGUCAAGAAAAUUGAUCAAACAUCAACUCUUUUCUAGUGAAGAUGGUAAGUCCAUCGGUUUUUUUUUACAUGCUACAGUUAGAUUAGUGCAGAGGAGGAGAAGGUUUCAGAGCCUUAAAAGGCGGAAGCAAGCUGCCAUGUCAUUGGUGAUGUCCAACUUGAGGAUGAUGCAAGUUUCAAAAGGGCUGAAACAGCUUAUUUAUGGGGAUAUGCAGCCAUUGCAACAUGCCAUUGGCGGAGUAAAUCAGCAUUUGGUUCUAGAUGAAGCCGGAUCACAAGAGCAUGCUAUUACAAAAGUUGAUUCUGUUUUGGUAAAUUCAACUAGUGUUAAUGUGAAGAUUGUUGAUAAGGCACAAGAAGAUAGAGUGUGUUUAGUAGGUGACUGGAAUUCUUUCUUUUCGGUUUGGCAUCGUUGGCGAAACAUGGACUUGUAUCAAAUUUGCUGGCUGAAUCAGCAAUCUCUACAACAAAUUAAGGAGAAGACUUCAAUCCAGAAUGACGGAGGUACUCAUGAGGAAUCGAUUACACAAUUAUCUCACCAGUUUGUGGCACUUUCACAUCUUCAGGUACCAAUCUCUACUUUGGAACCUAGCCAUAGAAAUCGAAGUGCCUAUCUAGGUGUUCUUGAGCGUUUUCCAUCUGCUAGUAUGAGGAAAACUAGUGCUUAGUCACUAUAUGGUCUUGAAUGUGUCAAUGGCAAGCAACAUACAUACCAUGUGUUUGAUGGAUUGUGUGUGAGAAGAAAAAGAUUAAAUCACCAGAGGAAGCUGAGUUUGUCUCCCAAAACCUGGAUGUUUAAGUUCAAAACAAGAAAUCUGGAGCAAAAUACGAGAAUGGGACAGAGGAACAAGUCACAUAAGCCAAGGUUGCGGUUCAC